AUGGCGGUAACGGUGACGCAUAAAGACGGACGGCGGCCGGAGAAAGACGCAAAUAAGCCUACCGUGCAACGACAGUGGCCGUUCCCAGAUCCUUGCCUGUGGUUGCCAGAUGGUUAUAAAUUUCCCAUGGAGAACAAUUGCGCAGGAUAUUGGACAUGCUAUAAAAAACAACAAAUAGGGAAAUGCUGUGCUGUUCAGCAAUCUUUUCUUGUCGGCAAAGGAUGUGUACCGGAUUUCCGUUGUUUUCACAGCUGUCAGUCUGCAACAACUGGAGGAAAUGAUCGUUGCAAAAAUAUUCCAGACAACACAGAGCUCGCUGUGCCUGGCAAAUGUAGACAAUACUUGAGAUGUUACAACGGAAAAACAAAAACAGAGUGUUGUCGGUGGGGUUAUUCUUUUAAACCUGGGAGAGGAUGUCAACGUGAUUAUCGCUGUAAAGAAAAGUGUGAUUCACAAUAUCCAACGCCAAACCCAUACAAUCCCCAAGAUCGUUGCAGAAACAUGCCAGAGGGAUCAGAACUCCGCGUGCCUGGCAAAUGUAGACAAUACUUGAGAUGUUACAACGGAAAAGCAGUAGAGAAAUGCUGUCAGUGGGGUUAUUCUUUUAAACCAGGAAGAGGAUGUCGUCGUGAUUAUCACUGUAAAGAAAAGUGCGAUUCACCACAUCCAAUGCCAGAUCCACACGAUCCCAGAGAUCGUUGCAGAAACAUGCGAGAGGGAUCAGAACUCCGCGUGCCUGGAAAAUGUAGACAGUACUUGAGAUGUUACAACGGAAAAGCAGUAGAGAAAUGCUGUCAGUGGGGUUAUUCUUUUAAACCAGGAAGAGGAUGUCGUCGUGAUUAUGACUGCAAGGAAAAGUGCGAUUCAACACAUCCAACACCAGACCCACAUGGUCUCCAAGAUCGUUGCAGAAACAUGCCAGAGGGAUCAGAACUCCGCGUGCCUGGAAAAUGUAGACAAUACUUGAGAUGUUACAACGGAAAAGCAGUAGAGAAAUGCUGUCAUUGGGGUUAUUCUUUUAAACCAGGAAGAGGAUGUCGCCGUGAUUAUCACUGCAAGGAAAAGUGCGAUUCAACACAUCCAACACCAGACCCACAUGGUAUCCAAGGUAUGUAA
Molecule: messenger RNA, 1116 nt
Organism: Octopus sinensis (East Asian common octopus)
Lineage: Eukaryota; Metazoa; Mollusca; Cephalopoda; Octopoda; Octopodidae
Product: tenascin-like
Exons: 7
Coding region: 1-1116 (371 amino acids)
Cellular component (GO): extracellular region
Molecular function (GO): chitin binding
Source: RefSeq, a predicted model, not a curated record